GCUGCCCGCCCCCCCGCCCACUCCGCUGUGGUUUCUUCCCGUCUGAGGGACCCGACGGGACGGGGUAACGACGACGCCUUGUGUUGGCAUGUGGGGCGGCCGCCGAAUAGAGGCAGUGCGCAACUGGCAAAGUUUAUCUUUCAAGUAAUCGAGACAGGCAGAUGAGAAUAUGAAGAGAAACAGGAAAUCCAGUCUUGCCAUUUCAUUGCAGUCUCUGAGAAAUUAAAAAAGGAAUAUGUGUUUACUUUGACUGUGAACAAAGUAUCCUGUGGAGAAGCUGAUCAUGACACAACACUGAAGUGUGAAAUGCCUGGGAAGAUGGGUAUCUUUGUACUUCUGACUUUGAGCUUAAUCUUAAACUUGACACAUGGGCAUAGCUUAUUCACAUGUGAACCCAUUACUAUCCCAAGAUGUUCUGGAAUGGCCUACAAUAUGACAUUUUUCCCCAAUGUGAUGGGGCACUAUGAUCAGCAAACUGCAGCUGCCAGAAUGGGGGAUUUCCUUCCUCUUCUGAAUGUCCAGUGCUCACCAGAUAUUCAUGCAUUUCUUUGCAAAGCAUUUGUGCCUGCCUGUUUGGAUCAAUCGCGUGUGAUUCACCCAUGCCGAAGUCUCUGUGAAAGAGUGUACUCUGACUGUAAACAAGUGAUAAACACUUUUGGAAUUAAUUGGGAUGAGGAACUUGAAUGCAGCAGGUUGGAGGAUUGUGAUGAAACUGCUGCUGUCACUCCUUCUCUCACUACAAAAUCUCAUGACACUAAGAAGACUCCAGGACAGCCCAGAAGGGAUUAUGGAUUUUGGUGUCCACGUCAUCUGCAAACCUCCAGUGGCCAAGGCUACAAGUUUUUGGGAAUAGAUCAGUGUGCACCCCCCUGUCCCAACAUGUAUUUCAGUAAUCAUGAGCUAGACGUCGCCAAAAGCUUCAUUGGGAUUGUUUCAAUUUUUUGCCUUUGCGCGACUCUGUUCACAUUCCUAACGUUUUUGAUUGAUGUUAAGCGGUUCAGAUAUCCAGAGAGGCCAAUAAUAUACUAUUCUGUUUGUUACAGCAUAGUGUCUCUGGUAUACUUCCUUGGGUUUGUCCUGGGAAACAGAACUGCCUGUAAUAAGGUAGAUGAAAAACUGCAGCUUGGAGAGACAGUUGUUCUUGGUUCUCAGAACAAAGCCUGCACAAUUGUUUUUAUGGCUCUGUACUUUUUCACCAUGGCUGGAACUGUGUGGUGGGUGAUCCUCACAGUCACUUGGUUCCUAGCUGCCGGACGGAAGUGGAGCUGUGAAGCUAUUGAGCAAAAGGCAAUGUGGUUCCAUGCAAUUGCCUGGGGCAUGCCUGGCUUUCUCACCAUUAUGCUGCUUGCCAUGAACAAAGUGGAAGGUGACAACAUCAGCGGUGUUUGUUUUGUUGGCCUCUAUGACCUGGAUGCUUCCAGAUACUUUGUCCUUUUGCCUUUGUGCCUUUGUGUCUUUGUUGGAUUGUCUCUCCUCUUGGCAGGCAUAAUUUCUCUAAAUCACGUGCGGCAAGUUAUACAGAAUGAUGGCAGGAAUCAAGAAAAGCUGAAGAAAUUCAUGAUUCGAAUCGGUGUCUUCAGUGGCUUAUACCUGGUACCUUUAGUGAUGCUCUUGGGAUGUUAUAUCUACGAGCAGGUGUACAGGAAGAUCUGGGAAACCACUUGGGUUUAUGACCAUUGUGUUAAGUUCCAUAUACCUUGCCCUUAUCAGGUCAAGAUAUUGGCAAGACCAGAAAUAAUUUUGUUUCUGAUGAAAUACCUUAUGACUUUAAUUGUUGGCAUCUCUCCAGUUUUCUGGGUGGGAAGCAAGAAGACUUGCUCAGAAUGGGCAAGUUUCUUCAACAGGAAUCGCAAAAGAGAUCCAAUCAGUGAAAGCCGAAGAGUAUUGCAAGAGUCAUGUGAAUUUUUCUUGAAGCACAACUCUAAAGCGAAGCACAAAAAGAAGCACUACAAAUCCAGCUCUCACAAACUGAAGGUGAUUUCAAAGUCAAUGGGGACCAGUACAGCUGUCACAACCAAUCACGGAACCUCUGCCAUGGCCAUCGCAAACCAUGAUUACUUAAGCCAAGACACGUUCACUGAGAUCAAAAGCUGUCCUGAAACAUCUGAGAGAGAGAUGGAAGCAGAUGGAACGGUCAGCCAGAAAGUGAAAGAGGAAGAGUUUGCCUGCAGCGAACAAAGUGCACUGCACAUGUUACCUAGCCCUAAAGUGGCUUUGGAACAGCUAGAAAAGAGAGGGAAGGCAGACAACACACAGGAUAUUGCCAGCUUAUCUGAAAGCAUGAAAAGAAUGGUCGAAGGAAGGACAACUCCUAGAAGUGAUCUGAUUGAAUCCCUUCCCCUCCAAGUUGGUCAUCCGCACCUUGAUGUUUCCCAGCCAGGCAGUCCCAAGGGGUCACUCUUGUUUGCCCAUUCGUCUUCAGAUUCAAGGAAAGCUCAGGAGUCUGGUCAUAGUUCAAACGCUUAAAAAGGCGAAAUUGCUACGUGAGUCAUUUCAGCUCAUGGAUGGAAUCUGUGUUACACUGGAAAUGACUGUUGUGCUCUGCUUUGCAAGGAGGUGCCACAAUAUACUCCUUGGUUGUACUUCAGGUAAAACUAAAAUUGCAUUGUGAGGGGCCUAGCAACAGCUUCCUCUUCAAACUUUGGGCAUGUCCUAACUAGCAGUAAGUUUGAUAUGAAAAAGAUGAUGAAUAAGUAAGUACUGCUUUUUAUAACCUUUAUGUCAAACUGCAUUGCAGUAGUGGAGAUGGAAGGUAUCUUGAGCUGUGUUAUAAAACUACCACCUCCUUCUAGCAGUGCUAUUUACUGUAUCAUAAAUAGGUGGGUCACACAGGGGCAGGGAAAAGCUGAUGCAACAUGUGAGAAUAACAGUACGGUCCCAUUCUUGGAGAAUCGGCUUAAGCUGCAAAGUACAAGCAAUGACUUGAGCACUUGUGGCUGAAGCAUAGCCCAGUGUCUGCCUUUGCUGCUCUUAUCAGCCAGCUCUGACCUGCAGGCCAGAGAAACCCUUAGCCUAGGUUCUCCAGUAUGGUGCCAGUGGACACUACAUCUCCUUCAGAAGCCCCCCUUGGCACUUACCAAGGUAUCUCCCUAUUUUGGUUUUUGGCGGGGUUGAAUUUUUCAUUUGUCUUAUUUUUUGGGGGGGCGGUUCUUUUGUGAAAUAGGGAUUUCUCAAAUGUCCCUUUCUUAUUAUCACAUCUGGCAAGUACACAUGUACAUCCACUUCUGAUUUCUGUGGUCCAACAGCCCAUGGGAUGCUGCUGAGAAACGUAGUAGGGACCCUGCUUUUGCCUCUGCCCAAGCUGUGCAACUGUCUUCAUGAAUUACAACUGUAUUGUAAGAAUACUGGGUGGUCACUGGUUCAGUUGCUUCUGUGCAGGUAUUUGUAUUGGGUCUAGUAGACAAGUUAUUUUUGUAAAAAAAAAAUCUUAGGUGCAAUGGCUCAUAAAUUUUUGGGCCAGUAGUAAUAUUUUAUGUUAUGGUCUAAACACUGAAAUGGAAAGGGACUCUUGAAUCAAAACCAGUUUUGAAAGUAGCUACUUUUAUACAAGUAUAGCACAGAUCAAUUGUUUCUCUUACACGACAGGAUGCUUUGUUAUAUACCUGUCUCCUACCCUUCAUUAUUAUUGUUAUUAUGCUCAAGUAAGGUAAGGUGGGGAGUGGUGAAGCCAACCACUGUUCAGAUAUUACAGGUAAUAACCUGGGAAUUUACUUAACCUCAGUAUUUCUACUCAGGGUGGUACCUUUCAAAUCUGAGGCUUGAGCACAAUCUAAUAGUAGCUUGCAUUUUAUAAAGUGAGAUUGUGCAUAAAUUGGGCAUUGAAUCCCAUUCCCUUCCCUUUCUUUCCCCCUAUCAGAAUAGACCCUUGAGAGAACAUAUAAACCACAGUACCUAUGAAGCUAAUUUCCUAGCCUUCUGUAGUUUUGAAGAUCUAAGCUGUAACCUUCUAUAAAUAUUUUUUAAUGUUUUCUAUUAGCUUGGAAAAUGGGAGAACUGUGUGUUACUUUGCUACAAGUCAUUCAGUCCUGAUCUUUGCAUUUUAAACAUCAAGUUUUUUGUGAUUUCUGAGUCCAUUUAUUGAUCAUUUAUUGAUAAAUCAGCUUUGAAGCAUCAACUGAUUAAAACAAGCACUUUCUACUAUUCUAGUCUACAGGUAGAAUCUACAAAAACCAAAUCUGUCUGGUUCUACCUGAUAUAGUUGCAGCUUUCUCCAUAAUAUAGCACUUAUUCCAGAGCUGUAAAACAGCCCCUGGGCUGCUUAGAUAUUCUGGGUCAAGGCAGUAAAGACCAUUCAGACAACUUUCAUGGCUUCCAACCCUGGUGCUUUUAGCUUAUACCCACUAGGCCUUGGGAUUUCUGCGCCGUGUCCCUACCUAGCAAUGAUAUAAAAAACAUCCAGUAGUCCUACAGCAAAGCUUGCUUUCACUUGUUUAGGAAGAAACUGGUAGGAUAUCCUGUAGAAGACUGGAAAUAGCAAGCUUGUCUCUUUAAAUUCAGUUGAAUUGCAGCAGUUGGGGUUUGCUGCUUGUCUAGAAAGGUGCAUAUCAAGGACCCGGAUCCUGCGAUCAACAUUUUAGGACUUUCUUUGUGUGCCCCUUCCACGAGAGGUGCAGAGGGUGGCAACACAAGAACAGACCUUUUCUACUGUAGUUCCCUGUUUAUGGAAUGCUCACCCCAAGGCGCCUUCAUUGCAUCUCUUUAGGCACCAGGUGAAAUGUUUUUCUAUAGCCAGGCCUUGGGCUGAUUAACAUGCAAUGGAUGGCCUUUUAAAUAUGUUUGUGAAAGGGGGUGGUUGUUGGUAUGUUUUUGUUACAUAUUUUGUGUUCUCGUUUGAUUUUUUUAUGUUGUGAACCACCCUGUGAUCUUUGAAUGAAGGGUGGUAUACAAAUUCAAUAAAUAAAUAUACUGAGUGUAUGUUUGUGCAGCUCUGAAGCACAAGGGCAGGACAUUUAUCAAGGAAAGGGUGUGAUUAUGCUUAGCAGGGCUUGGGUAAACUGUCCUGGGUAUUUCCCCUUUGAUGCUGAAGUCACUUGCAGUUUCACUGGAUUGUAUUUCCUCUGCAUUCAAUUUAACUGACCGCAGGCUCCAGUAUCUCCAAUCCUGCUGUGGCUCAGGAAUGUUGUACUCUUUCCAAUCCCCUUGCCCUUUUGACUGGAUGGCCCUAGUAACUAAGGUAUUGCGGCACCGAGUUAGGUUGCAUGCAUAGCAAUCAAGCAAAAGAAGCCAAACAAUUUGGAUGUUGUAGCAGUACUCUUGCCCUUUGCCGCUUCUCAUAAAAGAGCAGAAGGAAGCCCAGCCAAGUCUCCCUUUCUUUACAAUUUGUUCCUUUUGCAGGUAGAGUAGGGCAGUUGUGCUUCCUUGCUAAAAGGCUGCAGAAGAUGCCCCUAUACUUUAGAAUGAUAUUUCCUGGACACAGGGUGCUGUCUCCGUAUGCCAAGCACAGCAUAAUGUGGUAGAGCCCUACAUCUUUUCCAAGUCAGUUGUAAUGAUAAAAAAUGAGUCAAAAGCCUGGCCCACAAUGAUAUAUACUGUGCAGUUUACAAUAGUUACAUAAUGUGACUUUGAAAACUGCAUUUUGAAGACUAAUCUGCUCUGGGUCUAGUGAAAGCCAAUGUUUUGUGAUGCACUAACUGGGUCACAAAAUAAAUUAAGUUGUUUGUAUGCAGCCAUCUUGGGAUAGUAGUCCUCACCUGUUGUCAGGAGUCAAUGAUUACAGUUACCCCUGUUGCCAUGGCAGCCAUAAAUUUAAUGCUUCUCAGCAGCCUGCACCAAUAAGCCACUGUAAUAUUUUGCUCCUUAAACAAAAAGUAUCUGUUUCUCCUCUUCAGCCUCUGCUGAUGAGUUGCUAAACCUUCCUUGCUAAACCUGCCAUGCCUUUCCCAAGCCUCUGACUGAACUGGAGGUAGCUGCUCCAUCUUAAAGUCAUUUUCCUUGUGUGCUCAGGUUCUGUAGCUGGGUCAGGCUAAAGGCACAUCUAGUCUAGCAUCCUGAUCUCACAAUGGCCAACCACAUGCCUAUGGGAAGCCCCAGCUUCUUCACUAGUACUCUUUCCGCACUUGUCAUUCCUAGCAAGUGGUAUUCAAAGGUGCAGUGCCUCCAACAUUUGAGGCAGAACAUAGUCCUCAUGGCUCGUAGCCACGGAUAGCUACUAUUCUCCAUGAAUUUGUCUAAUCCUCUUUUAAAGAAGGUGGCCUUCUCUACAUCUUGCUUCCACAGCACCUGCUCGUUUAUUUUAACUGCACAUUCCUCAGUUCCAAACGAAAAGCUGCCUUGAUGUUGUUGAAUUUAAAAUUCCAAAUAGAACAAGUGUUGAAUUUCUAAAUAGAACAAGUGUUGGAUAAUGCCAGAGGGGGGAGAAGACUUUCAAUCUGUCCUGUAAGCACCCCUUUCAUUCUGAAUUGUGAGUGUGAGGAAUAUAUAUUACAUUUGGCUCAGUGGAAAGAGCAAAGCACUGUGCCUUUGUUCAGAUGCACUUUUUGCCAUUCCUGCUGGCUUAUAGAAAUUAUUGUUGGCUACUCAGCCCAACUGCAUUUUACGCUCUUAGGUAAGUAGUGCUAACAGAGAGGAGGGUGAUUAUAACUGAGCUCUUAUCUAGGACACUAACAUUCAUUUGUUUUUAUAGCUCUUCAUCUUUGUAAGUGGUUUUGUGUUUUUUUUAAAGAAAGCACUCCCAGUUUCUUUGUUUUUCAACAUUCCACUUUGUGCAACAUCAUUUGGUUGUCUUGGACACCAAGUGAAACUAUAUUAUAAAAAAGAAAUAUAAAUGGCAACUGAAUAAGGAAGAUAGUUCUGAUGGAUCAAAUUGUUUCCUGUUAUAACAAUGUAUUGAAUUUUGAAUGUAUUAUGUUCUCUGCAUUUAACUUUGUAACUUAUUGCCUUUAACAAAGACUAUUGGUGGUUUAACUGGAUAUUUCCUUAUUUUCAGAACAUACUAUUCUUCCAAUAACUAGAGAGACUUUCAAAGUUGUAAAUAUUCUCUGUGGAAAAACAAUUUUUCUCUUAUUGGCACAUCUGGUUUUUUUAAAAAAUGUCUGCAAUUUGGCAUAUGUAUUUUUACUAUUGGUCAAUAAAGUUUUCUAUACUGUAAAAAGUCACAAACUGUGUUGUGUUUGAAAACAGCUUGGAGCAGGGCCAGCCCUACCGUUAGGUGGAAUCAGGUGGGCACCUUGGGCUCUAAGUCCUGGGGGUACAUGUGGCAGUGAAGUGUUGUCUGCUUAGAGCUUUAUGUGCUGCCCUGCACCUCUUAAGCCAGCCUGCUGUCCUCAAGUAUGGUGGACAACACCAUCCUGAUACAUUGUGGAAGUAACAUUCAACUAGUAGUCUGGUCAGCUUCUGCAUCUUGUCUUCUGCCUCAGGCAACCCUAAACAUGAGUGUUAACCAAAUUUAUAAAAGCUAAGUGGCUAAGAGGUCAAGUGCAAAUUACAUUGCUGGCUGAAGAUGGGAGAUCAGUUUUUCCGAAUGUUAAGGCUUCAACUGUGGCCAUCUGUAUGCUUCUGGAAAGUUCACAAAUAGAUUAUUGUGGAGAAAAACUGUUGAGCUAUUUCUCCCCAGCUUGUGUUUUGAUAUACUGCCUCUGAAUGGGAAGAUCCAGAUUUUGCUACCAUCGCUAGGAGCCAUUGAUAGACCUAGGCACCAUUUUGUGACAAGCAUGAGUACCAACUUCAAUAAAAUUUUGGGAGGCAGGUAAGCCCUGCCCCACAUACUCGUUCACAAGACGCAGUGCAUGAGCACCAUUUGAAUGGUAAUGCCCAUCAACUCUUUUGGGGGGCAGCCUCCUCAAUUAUUUUAUUGGGGAGUGAAGGAGUUGGCUCCUAUGGUAGAAAGAGUUCCAUGUGUUAUUUGUACUCAGUGAACAUUCGUUAUUGUUUUGCCAGUAAGUUUCAUUUGAUGACUUUCUGUUCAUGUGCGCCAUCUCUAAUCUUAUAAAUUUCUAUCAUAUUUGCCUUCCUUAUAGUUUUUUUUUGGGGGGGGGGAUAAAAUUUAAAGUCCUACUUUUAUGCCAUUUCUUGCAGAGAACAUAUUCCACUUCAACCCUGAUAAAUUUUAAUUCCCUUUCCUCCACUGCUUUGAGAACUCUGUGCAGUCACACAAGUUCUGCAAGCUCAGAACCUGUAUGACUGCACAUACGUAGAGCAACAUGCUGCGGUAGCAUUUUGGCAAGCAGCCUGCCCCCCAGGGCAUGACUCCCACCUUCCUAGUCAGAACACAUUUCAUUGUUGCCCCAGCAAUUUUAAUUGCCAUUUUCUGCACUAUUCCCAUGUGGCAUAAUCAGAACUUGACAAAGUACCCCAAAUGAACAUUUGUAUAAUGAUAAAACUGCAUUAGGAUUCUUAGCACUCAAAGUGCCCUGAACUUUAUAAUACUGAAUUUGCUUUAUUCAUUGGUGUAAGAUGCUGUUUUCAACAAGCUUUCCAUAAUGAUAGUGCUAUGCAAAGUUCAAACCAGCAAAAUACCACCAGUAAACCAUGGGUUGUAUCCCACUGAAUCAGUGGGUUCAGGGAAGGACUUGUGCGAAUGCAAUUGAAUUUCUAUUACCUCCCCCACCCACUGCCCCCAAAUCUGCUCUGGGUUUCCCCUCAACCUCUCCCCUCCCCAAACAGAUUUGUGGGCAUUGUGGCAGAGUGAGAGGGAAGAAGGAAGGGAAGUUCGGUCGCAUUCACAGAAGUUCUUCUGUGCACACAGUGAUUUUGUUGGCUACAGCCCCAUGUUUGUUGGUAUUUCAAGUCUGUGUAAACAUCUUCUGGUAAGAGAAAUAAUUAUAAUGUUUCUUCUUCGCAGCACCUCUUUAAAGCAUAACCGUAGCCACCAGCAAAGAGCAGGAGGCAGCAGAGGAUGUUGGUUGUGCUUCUGUUUGAAAUGUUGUGACCUGUUUCAAAGCAAAGUGCAGGGCCCCCCUUUCCCCCUCCACCCAGACUCUUUCAGCCGGCGGUAUGAAGUUUCAUCCAGACUUUCCUUCCAAUUCAGCUGCUUCAGCAGAAUGAGAGAGGUAAGCUUAGCUUUCUGCAAAACACUGAAAGUGAAGCGGCCAAAUGGGAUGCAGCAUAAGAUUUCUCUUUGAAGUCUGACCACCCACUCUCACUGGAGCAUCUCAUUAAAAUGCCACAUCACAGGGAAACUGAGCAUCCAUCAGCUGCCACAGGGUGCUGUGCUCAGUGGUGCUUUGAAGAAGCUUGGCCACUUUUUGUUUGAGCAAAACUCUUGCCAGUAUUCACAUGCAAAACCCCACAAAACAAAAGUGAGAAUUUGGCAUCAAAUGCAACAUGGCUUACAGGAGCUUUAUGGUGUGAAAUCCUCCUAUUGCAUUUUUAUUUCUCUUCAUUAUGAUUCUGUUCCUGUUUUCUUACUCUCUUUGAAAUGCAAGAAAGCUGGGUACUCAUAAGAAUCUUCCAUCUUAUUAAUCUGAAUCUUUUUGGGUGAGGGUAAUUCUGUACAUAACGGGAUUUCUGAUCUUUACUUAACACUGUUUGAGCUUUAUUAAUUUGAUAUACCCAUGGAAGAGGAGAGAGCAACCUUUUUUCUUCUUCUUGCCUAAGUCAAUAUAGAAAUGUAAAGGAAACCAACAUCCAGCAUUUAUGCAAACAUUGACAUACUGAUGCAUGUCUGUUCUCUACAGCUGGGCUUCUUAGAACUAAUAACUUGCUGGAGGUUGAAGCUGAAAAGGAGCUGAUCUGGCCUAUGACAGUACUAUACAUGAGGGGAAUCACUGUAAGUAAGGUUGGAGCCUGUAUGUGUACAGUUCAAAUCAUAAUUCCUAAAAAGAGACUAUAAAAAGGUAAUAUACUAAAUAGGUGAGGACAGAAAAUGUUGUUCUGUUGGCCAAUUCACACUGAUUUUUUUAAGAACCCGCUGUUAAAAAGAUAUAGAGAAAAUACAGAAUUCUAGCUGAUCCCCCACCUCAGCUGUUGUGUGAUUUUAUGGUAAUUGGAUAACAGUGAUGUGCACCUUGAAUCUUUUGCAGGAAGACCUCUAAUAUCCUAUUGAAUCCUAAUAUCAUAAUGAAUUGUAAUUAGGCCCAUUUAUAAUGUAAUGACGAACCAUGGUUUACAUGCUAUGGGAACUCAUUCUGGAAAUGACUGAUUUACCCAGAUAAAUGUUCAAAAUUGCAAUUCAAAAUUGCAUUUUUGAAUUUGUUUAGCUGAGUGCCCCACUGUUCGGAUGGGAAAGCUGAAUAUAAACAUUUUAAUGGAAAAUAAUACAAAUAAGCAAUACAGACGUCCCUGGAGUCAGGAACAAAGCUUCUUAAGACACAAAUAGAGAUGAAUCACAGCCUACCUUUCUUUAUACAAAUGUUUAUAUGUGUAUGCAUAUGUGUGUUCCACUACAGUGUUUGGUAAAACAGUAUCUAUAGAUUGAAGCUACAGGGCAUUUCCCUUGUAAGUCAUGCACUAUGCAUUUAUGUGCAUAGGGUUUAAAUAUUUCCAGAUGGAUUGUGUCAGUGGCUUUAAUGGCAAGUGGGCAGGUCCCAGCAAGCCUUCUCAGUAACAAAGAUAAAUGUGUACAGUGAAGUUCAGCUUCCUGGCAAGCAAUUAAAUGCCUUGUCUUUGACUCAGAACCACGGGCAUUUGCCAGCAAUUAACUGGAGUAAUGCCAGAGAGCUCACAAAUGAAUAUAUAUAUAUAUAUAUAUAUAUAUAUAUAUAUAUAUAUAUAUUGGCCAUUUUAACAAUUGUAACAAAAAGUAGGAGUGUGUGGGGAUUGCCAUCAAAGCAGUGAUUAAGAGUCGCAGAAUCUACAAUCCCCAAAGUGGCCAAGUUACUUCAUUAUUUGGUCAGUGUUCCUAACUCAGUGCUGGUUUCCUAACUAGGCUCGAGGUGGUGAUUCAGAGCAGGGCUGGUUUUGGCUGCAGUUUGUUGUGGGGGGGAAUGGAACUGUCUUUUGGCUACCUCUUUGGUCCACAUCCGUAUCCAAGUACUGUAGAAGAAAAUAAUUGUCAGAAAUAAUUCCCAUUAGAUAUUGUUGUAGCUUUGUGUCUUAAAAUAGCUGCAGAGGAAGUGUAACCUUCCAAUGGAAAAGAGAAAUAUUCAAGCAACUCCAGCGUGAUGCCUCCAACUAUGGAUGUAGUAUAUGACUAGUAACCAUUCAAUGAAUUUGUCCAACCCUCAUUUUAAGCCAUCCAAGUUGGUCCCCAUCACUAUAUCUUGUGGGAGUGAGUUCCAUUGUUUAACUAUAUGUUAUAUGAAGAAGUACUUUUUUGUCUGACAUUUGUUUCUUCCUGCUCUAUGAUUUUGCCCUUUGCCAGUUGUGCUGAUUUUGACUUUUGUACGGUGGAAGCCAUCUUAUUCUUAAAGGUGAAAUGUUGAAGACGCAAAUGCCAAUGGAAAAGUAAGGAGACACUUAAAAUAUAUCAGUGUGGCUGCAUAAGGAGCUUACAGAUGAGCUUAGAUAUAAGAAGAGAAUGCACAAGAAAGGG
Molecule: messenger RNA, 11410 nt
Organism: Podarcis raffonei (Aeolian wall lizard)
Lineage: Eukaryota; Metazoa; Chordata; Lepidosauria; Squamata; Lacertidae
Gene: FZD6
Product: frizzled class receptor 6
Exons: 7
Coding region: 307-2466 (719 amino acids)
Biological process (GO): non-canonical Wnt signaling pathway; canonical Wnt signaling pathway
Cellular component (GO): plasma membrane
Molecular function (GO): Wnt-protein binding; Wnt receptor activity
Source: RefSeq, a predicted model, not a curated record